This is a messenger RNA of Gopherus flavomarginatus (Mexican gopher tortoise), 6394 nucleotides long. It is a transcript of the gene SIPA1, whose product is annotated as signal-induced proliferation-associated 1. NCBI's taxonomy places the organism in Eukaryota, Metazoa, Chordata, Testudines, Testudinidae. The transcript has 16 exons. Gene Ontology annotation, cellular component: cytoplasm; Golgi apparatus; plasma membrane. Gene Ontology annotation, biological process: activation of GTPase activity; establishment of epithelial cell polarity; epithelial cell morphogenesis. Bases 1421 to 4879 code for a protein of 1152 amino acids. Gene Ontology annotation, molecular function: protein binding; GTPase activator activity. The record is from RefSeq and is a predicted model, not a curated record.
ACCUCCCCCAGCCAUGAGCAUCACUGCAGACACCCACUUCCCCCAUGCGUCCUCACCUCACAGACGUGGCUCGAGUGUAUUGAGAGGGGGAGGUGGAGCUCAGUGGCUCAUCUGACGCUUACAGAGCCAACCACAAAUGAGGAAGUGGGGGCCACCCACGCACACACCCCCCCCCCCCAGAAUGUCUGGUCGCUUCAGUUCCAAUAUAGAUCAGGUCACCAGCAAAAUAAGCUUGACGGGUCUUAGCCUUGGCAUUGUCUGGGCUGCAGGUUGGGAGUGAGGGGCACCAACAGAGCUUUGGAGGGGAGAUAACAGAGUUCUGCGGGUCGCGAAUGAGGGACACCAACAGAACUGUGGCAGAAGUUGAUCUGCUGGCCCCCUUCCUUGUCUCUCUCUUCUGUUCUUUCCUUUCCCUGAACCCCUCCCCGGCCUGGUAUGUCAGUGUCGAAGCAGCCAGCUCCCCGCCCCCAGAGUCCUGGGGAACUAGGGACCAAGGAGGGGCUGGGAAUGGGGGAGCCAGGAUAGGGGCUCUUCUGCAGAUGUUUGGAACCCCAGUAGUAGGGGGGAGUCUGUGUGGAAGGGACAGGUUUGGGGGAGUCAGUUCCAGGUAGGCAGGAUCACAGUUAGCUGGGGGGCAAGUUCAGUUCUGGGGUGCAGGGUGAUUAUUUGUCUGCCAGCUGCUCUCUUUUCCCCUUCCCCCCACUAUCUCUGUGGGGUCUGACAUCUCCCCCACCAAUUCCACUCUGCUGGGCUCAGCAACUGCAGAGAAAGCAGAACUGUGAAUGGGGGAGCACUGGGUAGGUGCAGGGAGUCGGGGUAUGGUGUAGGGUGUGUGUGUGUAGAGGGGUGUCACUUCAGGGGUCAGGGCAGCAACUCUGUUUCUGCCCCUGGGGGCCAUUGCCUCCACACUGGGAGCCUCAGCCUUUUGUCCCCAGCGUCGUCCCCCCCCCCCCCCCGCAGGAGGAAGCUGCUACAGAAAAAGGAAAGCGGCUCCCCAUCCCAUACCAGGAUCUGGAAUUGAGCAGGCUGCUUCACCAGGAGCUGAGAGCAGAGCACCCUGCCCAGAACCCAGGCUGCACCAAGGCCCACCCUUAACCCCCCAGCAUGGCAUGCCAGCCGGCCACACCCUAUGGCUGGAUUUGACGGCUUCCAGCACAGCAGCACCUCCCCAGCGGCUCCCCAUGAUGCUCUCAUCCAAUGAGACGACGGGACACACCAACUGAUGGCCAGUGGCCAUAAAGGAGAAAGCUGAUUGGAAAGGGGUAGAGCACAUAGUUGUCCUUCCCAGCCAACUGGAUUGUUCCUUUGACUCUCGCUCUCCCAAGCCUGCGUGCAUGUGAUCAGUGGCCGCAGCUCUCCAUCCACCAGGCCGUCUCAUUCCCGUUUUCCGGGGGGGGGCGUGCUGGUGGGGGGGAGGACCAUGCAGUCAGAUGACCUCUUCGUCCGCAAAAUCCGGCGCCACUCUGCCCGGCCCCCUCUGGCCUCCAUCUCCUUCGACGCCAAGGGACUCCCGGCCCCCCUCCUGCGACCCCCCUGGAGUGAGGUGACCCAGGGGCUCUCCAGGGGGCAUGGCACCCCCCCUGGCCUGGCCCUAAGGCCUGCCAGCCACAUCAUGCACCGCAGCAACAGUGACGUGACCCUUGGGGAGGGAGUGGCGGGAGAUGGAACACCCCCCUCUUUGUCACUGGUGGAGAGUGGGGAUUGCGGGCUGCACCGGGACUAUGGCAGCCUGAGCUCCGUUGAGAAAGGGCCGGGGCCCCCCCGCACCCGCGCCCACAGCCACGAGGAGCCACGGGCGGGCAGCCCAGCCGCCCGGCGCUUCUGGGACCCCCUGGUGCUGCUGGGGCUCACGAGAGAUGAGGUGUGGGAGGGGGAUGGCCAGGGAUGUGGGACCGCCAUGCCAGAGCAGGACAAGGGAGAAGAGCCCCCCAAGUUUCCCCCACAGAUCUGGGUGCGCCAGCUGGCCCACUAUGAUGUGCAAAGCAUCCUCUUUGAUCCAGGUGAGGCGACCUGGUGCCAGGGCAGUGCCGGGCGCCGGGUGCGUAACAUCACCACAGGGGCCUCAGCCGCCUCAGCAGGGCCUACCCCAACCCCUGUCCCUGAGGAGCCUGACCCAGGUGAUGGCAAGGACGGGUCUCUAGUGCUCAGUUGCCCCCACUUCCGCAAUGAGAUUGGAGGUGAGGAGGAGGGGGGACUGGGUCGGCGCCAGGAAGCAGGAGGGGGCGCCGGGCAGCUGCCCAAUGCGGCCGUGUCAGUGCUGGAGGAGCCACGAGAGAGUUACCCCACCAGGGGCAGCCGGACCACCCACUACAUUGAAUAUGCCGACCUGGGCGCCAGCUACUACCGCAAAUACUUCUAUGGCAAGGAGCACCAGAACUUCUUCGGGGUGGAUGAGCGCCUGGGAGCAGUGGCCGUGUCACUGCGGCGUGAAGAGAAGGAGAAGGAGGGUGCCAGCCUGCAGUACAACUACCGCCUCAUCCUGCGCACCAGCGAGCUGCGGACCCUGCGUGGCUCAGUGCUGGAGGAGGCGCUGCCCCCCACCGCCCGUCCCCCCGCUGCCCGUGGGCUGUCCCCCAAGAAGCUGCUGGAGCAUGUGCUGCCCGACCUGAACCUGCAGGGGCUGCGCCUGGCAUCCAACUCACCCAAGGUGCCCGAGACGCUGCUCAAGCUGGACGAGCAGGGGGUGAGUUUCCAGCGCAAGGUGGGAGUUCUGUACUGCCGGACUGGGCAGGGCUCCGAGGAGGAGAUGUACAACAAUGAGGGGGCCGGCCCCCCUUUCCAGGAGUUCCUGGAGCUGCUGGGCCAGCACAUCCAGCUGCGCGGCUUCACCAAGUACCGGGCCCAGCUUGACACCAAGACUGAUUCCACAGGCACCCACUCGCUGUACACCACGUACCAGGACUAUGAGAUCAUGUUCCACGUCUCCACUAUGCUUCCCUACACACCCAACAACAGCCAGCAGUUGCUACGGAAGCGUCACAUUGGCAACGACAUUGUCACAAUCAUCUUCCAGGAGCCGGGCGCACAGCCCUUCACACCCCGCACCAUCCGCUCACACUUCCAGCAUGUCUUCAUCAUAGUGCGCGCACAUGAGCCCUGCACCGAGCGCACCACCUACAGUGUGGCAGUGAGCCGCACCAAGGACAUCCCACUCUUUGGGCCUCCCAUCCCAGCUGGGCACCGCUUCCCCCGGACACCUGCCUUCCGGGACUUCUUGCUGGCCAAGGCCAUCAAUGCAGAGAAUGCGGCUGAGCGGUCAGGCAAAUUCCACGCCAUGGCUACCCGCACGCGCCAGGAGUACCUGCAGGAUCUGGCACGCAGCCAUGCAACCACCACCAGCCUGGAGGCCUCCUCUUCCCGCCUACCUCUGCUCUCCCUGGGCGCCAAGAGAAAGGAGCGGGCCAAGGGGGCCAAGGCCUGGGAGCUGCAGAGUGCAGGGGCCCUGGUAUGGAGCGUGCGGGCACGGGAUGGAGACCGGGCUGCCCCCGAGCUGCCCUGCCUGCUGGGUAUCUCCGCCGAGUUCCUGGUGCUCAUCGAGGCCAAGGGCAAGCGAGUCAUCUUCAACUGCUCCUGUCGUGACAUGCUGGCCUGGACCUACUCUGACUGCGGCCUGGACCUCUACUACGGCUCCGGGGAUUACAUCUCCGUGCGGCUUCCUGACGGCCAAGGGGAUGAGGUCAAGGACAUUGUGAACCGGCUGCAGCUGGUGACGCGAGGCUGUGAGACGCGGGAGCUCACCCUGCUGCGGAAUGGGCUGGGCCAGCUGGGUUUCCAGGUGGACAGCGAGGGCUUCGUCACCGAUGUCGAGCGCUUCACCUUUGCGGAGAAGGCCGGCCUGCAGCCUGGUGCCCGGCUGGUGCGUGUGUGUGAGAGGGCACUGCCCAGCCUCAGCCACACCCAGACUACUGAGCUUCUGCGCACUGCCAAGAAAGUCACCAUCACCAUGGUGCCUCCUGACGAGAAUGGCAAGCCACGCAGGAGUUUCUCCGAGCUCUACGUGAAGUCCCUGCAGGAGAAGCGGCGCAGUGAUUCCCCAGCAAGGGAGCCCCCCCGGAUGGCUGGGGGCCCGGGGCCGGAGGGAGAGCUGAGACCGGCCACCCUGCAGCUGCUGCGCUCACUUUCCCUGCAGGACGGGCCCCCCCAUAGCCUGGCUGAGGAGCGCACCGAGUUCCUGCGCAGCCACAGCGAGGGCACUGCUCCCCCCAACCUGCCGUCCCAGAGUAGGGAGAUCCCCAUGUUACCUGACCCCACACCUGACCUCAUCCUGGCAGCCACGCCCAAGGGGCCCCCUGAGCGGGAAAUGGACCAUCCAGGAGACCCCACAUCGUUGGAGCAGGCUCCCUCCGAUCAUGGGGUCAUGGAUAACCAGGCUCCGCCCCCUAGUGAGACGACCCCGCCCACCUCAGACAUGAGUGACACCGAGAAAUUCCUGCCCCGGACGCUCUCGUUGAGAAACUCCAUCACCAAGAUUCUGUCAGAAGCCGGUGAGUCCCUGGAGGAGGAGUGGGACUCCAUCUCCAACCUGGCUACCACCUGCAACAGCAUCCUAGAGGCGCUCUCGAAGGAAGGAGGGCAACACAUGCUGGAGAGCAGAGAGCCCCCUGGUGGGAGUGGCCAGAGGAACCCAGGCCAGCAGCCCUCCGAGGAUGAAGGCCAUCAGUCCCGGUCGCUGUCGGAGAAGGUCUCUCACUUGGAGGCCAUGCUAAAGAAGCUGCAGGAGGACUUGCAGCAGGAGCAGGCAGCCAAGGCAGCACUACAGGCUGAGGUGCAGAGUCUGCGGCAGAACAACCAGCGGCUGCAGCAGGAGCAGGAGAGUGCGGCUGCCCGGCUCAGCCAGGUCACCCGCCUGCUGUGUGGUUCCCCCAGCCAGUCCCUCUAGGGGCCCGGGGCCCCCUCCAGGCUCCCCUGCCCAGUCAUCCCCCCACCGCCUCUGUCUCCUCAUUGACCCCACUUCCACUCCUCCCCUCUCUGGUCCACAGGAGGCACUGUUGUUACCCCUAGAAGGGACCACAAUCUGAACUGCACUCUGGGGGGCCCACUUUCCGACUGGCCAUGCACAGCGGAUUCUGACUACCAACCUCCCCGGAAUAUGGCUUCUCAUCUCUCAAGACUGUUACUGCCGGAGAGCCCAGCACAGACUCACCAGCCCAAAGGCCACUGCCAGGAGCAGGUCCUGAUAUCGGGGUACAGGCGACACCCCCAGUUCCAGCUGACUCAGCUCACACACAGAUCUCAACUCUUUGGUAAAUCUGACUGUAAUGGGGUGGAGGUUGUAGCCUUGUCAUCUGGAGGCGGGCACAGGAGGGAGGGCUGAUGUUGCUGAGCAGGAGUAAGAAGGAGGGACUUAAUGGCACGUUUGACCUCGACCCCUUCAGAAAAAAUCAGUUUGCAAUACCCUCCUACCCCAUCCUGCUGCAUCAAUCCAGGCCUCAGGAAAAUCCUGGCAUGAGAGAGAGAUGAUGCUACUCUCACACUCAUGCACACACAUACAAAUGCUCACACACACAUGUGACUGCACACAUUCAUGCACAUUUACACACACAUGUGACUGCAUACACACACACGACUGCACACACUCACACUUGCGCACACUCUCAUACAUGUGCUCGGCCAGGUGCACUCCUCACACCUGCUCAGAGUGCUCCCAGUCCCACAUGCCCUCACACUGAUCCAUGCCCGUGCAGACUUGUGCUUGGGCAGACCAUGCUCACACUGGUGCAUGCUCACACUCACGUGCUCUCACUCAAGCUCCCAUGUACUGACACAUGCUCCCAUGCAAACACACACUCUAACACCUUCACCUGGGUUCCCAGAUCCCCCAAAGCCCCACCCCCAUCCAGCACUGACCCAGCCAGCGUGGGAACCUCUUGGCCUGAAGAGGGCACCGCCCCGCCUGGUAACUGUGAAGAUACUGCAAGCUGUGAGUUAAUGCCCCCCCCCCCGCACCCCAACCCAACCCAACCCAGACCAGCCUCCCACAUAGCAGGAAAGAGAUAUGGGGACAUUGCUUCUGGUCACCUGCUCCCACCCAGCAGUGCCCCUCCCUCUGCACAAGCCUAUCCUCCCCUACCUCCCCCCGCACUCCUUGGAGGCAUAGCCAUGGGUACAGGGCCCAGUUCCGCAUUUGGUGCUUGGGGAUAUUUCUGGAGAGUGUCCCCUGUGACAUAGGGGGUUUUCAUAUCUCCUUUUGGGUUGUAAAUAUUUUAGUACCAAGCAGAACACAAGUGUUUGUUUCAGGUUUAUUUGUUUGUAUGUUAGUUUUUUACACUGAAAAUGGCCCAUCUUAGAUCCAGAGAAUCUGUGUCUGACAUGAAUGUACAAAUCGCAGCGUGUCUGUCCCCCAGUCCCUCUGUGCAAUAAAGAGCCGAUACGCAGCUCCCAGGGUCCGACACCA